This is a messenger RNA of Fusarium mangiferae, 4170 nucleotides long. RefSeq lists its product as uncharacterized. Lineage: Eukaryota; Fungi; Ascomycota; Sordariomycetes; Hypocreales; Nectriaceae. Gene Ontology annotation, cellular component: TORC2 complex. Bases 1 to 4170 code for a protein of 1389 amino acids. The transcript is spliced from 3 exons. Gene Ontology annotation, biological process: TORC2 signaling. The record is from RefSeq and is a predicted model, not a curated record.
AUGCUGAGCUCCUCUGCAGCAGCUCAGAAGGGCAUGACCCCUCCGAGCCAACCUUCACAACACAACCUUCCUCAACAGUUAUCCGGUCGCACGAGCUUCGACCGAGGGGAUUCGGGUCUACAACCCCCCAAUGGCGCCAACGCCCGAAAUCUCUCGGCUUCGGCCGUAUCUUUUGCGCCAAGGGGAAGCAGUCUUAAUGUUGCUCCCGGCAGCUUCAGUUCAGAGUUGCGUAGUCGGGCUGGAAGUAAGACUGAAGCGGGGUCAAUAUACCCAAGCAGCUUCAUGGACAAGGUGGAAGAGGACGACGCAGACACGCUAGCUGAGCAAGCUCUGGCACAUCUGAAAGAAAGACUCAACCGUGAGAUGAAGAUCAAGGAGGGGAGUGAAAACAUGCUCGAGGCGCUGAACUCUAAGAAAGCGAAGCAGACCAAAGAGCAACGACAAAAGGUUGAGGCGGAGCUUAACGCCAGCAAUUCGCGUAUCAAGGAUUUGCGCCAAAAGAUUUCAGAUGCUCAGCAUACACGACAGAUUCCACCUGCGACGCCAAAACGAAACCGUACCCAGAGCAACGUUAUCGAAUCCGGGAGACCAAUUGGAUUGCGUUCGCCACAGAGCGUGUCACGAUCUGUCGUAGAAUCUGACAACGAGGAACCAACAGAAAGCCCAACGUUUGCGCUUGCGGAACUGCUCCAGGCCUUAGAGGUUGAGGGCAUGAUGCCGGAGUACUACGUCUCACGGGGGAACCAGCUUGUCGAUCUCUUCAAACGUUACCCGACUCUUAAGUACGACUUGGUCUGGUCAAUCUUUGGGCUCCGUAUGCAGGUAAUGCUCCUAAGCGAGAGUCGCGAAGUCGUGGCUGCUGGCUAUCGAAUGACCAGAUAUGCUAUUUCAGAUGUGGCAUCACUUAAGAAGAUCCGAAGUCUGAACACGGAUUAUCUGGUGAUACGAUCACUCAACAACUACCGCAAAGCGGAUGUUGAACGCGAGCAGGCCCUCAAGUUCGUCCGUGCAUUUCUUGAUGUCAAAGGCGGAGUGAAAGAGAUUUCUCGAGCAGUGGUGCGCACGAUAGUUGCAGUUGCAGAGCAUGGAGAAGACCGACGAGCAAAUGCUCAGCCGGCCGAGGGAGACCUGGACCGUUUAAGACCUAUCUGCAUCGAGACAUUAGCAGAAAUCAUAGUGCAAGAUCCAGCACUUUUGGUGGCAUCUGGUGGCUUGGGACCAUUGACCGAGGCCCUUUCAGAAGGCGUCUACAAAUCCCCCGAGAGUUUGACCUCUGCAUUUUUAUAUCUGCUCGACUCGCCUCGAAAACGGAAAUACAUACAGCCAGGAUAUGGCCUGGAGGUGCUAUUUACUGUCUUUACCGACCACCUCCUGACAAACGAAAGUAUCAUGAAACAGAACUCCAAAGCCAUUGCGACAGCUUUGAAGUCAUGGCCAGGGCUCAUGACUCUCUGCAUGUAUGAUCUUCGAACAAUUCGAUCCUUGAUCACGAGCAUGCUAUUGCCGAGUGAUGUGGUUCGGGAGACUAUUCUUGAUCUUAUAUUCUCACUUCUACGGAUCAAACCACCAGCGUGGGCAACCUCUUUUCUUGCUGGAAGGAGAUUGACAACGUACGGCCGAGUUGCGAAUCUGAAGUCAAACCAAAAGGACAAGAGCCACUUACAAUUCACAGAAGAAGACAGCGGUGAGCAAAAUUUCGUCGAGCACUAUACAGCUCUGUUGCUGGCAGUGCUCAUUCGAGCAGGCCUCCUACCAGUGCUACUGAAGAUUGCUCAAGGGGACGAGAAUCCAACUCUCCAACGAAAGACGACCCUUCUGAUAAGCGAGGUGCUGAAACUUGCCAGUCGCCUCCUACCCCCAUCCUGGAGCGCCGAGCUUCACCUCCUGCCGGAACUCUUCUCAUCGGCUGCCAACAUUGGCAACAAUGAUCACUGGGUCGCAUCGGGCAUCGUUUACCAGAUCAGCAGUGUCAGUCGUACUUUAUACAGAAGUGCGCCUACGGGUGCCUUGUCCGGGGCGUUGUCGUCAGGCCACAACUCGAAUGACAUAUCCGCGAUUGACGAGGCCCCCAAAUCCCACCAAUCUCUGGUUUUUGACGAUGCUACUUUCCGGCAAUUGUUGAUUGAUAGUAAUGUCCUCAACAGCUCGAACUAUGCUAAGUGGAACUGGGAGACUAUUCUCAAGAUCAUUGACGGUCCUCUACAAAGCGGCAAGAGACUUGAAGAGGCCAUCAAAGCCUCCAAGUUCAUGAAGAGAAUCAUCAGCUUCUAUCGCCCUUUCAAAUACAGGUUUGCCAAUGUCAAAAACACUCGUGCCACGCAGAAGUAUGUCCGAGCUGGUUGUGCCCUGAUGCACUCUCUACUUCAAUCACCCGAGGGAAUCAAAUUCUUGGCAGACAGCAAGUUGCUCAGACAGAUAGCUGAGUGUCUAGCACAAUGCGAUCCGACUAGCGGCCUCACAGCCCAGUAUCCAAUGUUCUCAAGAGAUCGAGUCACUGACACACUUUGCGCGGGCUACUUCUCAAUGCUUGGUGUUCUAAGUGGCGAUCCUAAAGGUCUUCAACUACUAGAACGUUGGAGGAUGUUCAAUAUGAUGUACCACAUCGUGGACUUGAAGCAGAGGCCCGACCUCAUCAAGUUACUUCUGUCUAGCUUCGAUUAUAGCGUCCAGGGCCAUCCUCGAGUCUUGCUGUCCAAAGCUUUGACCGCCGGUACGAAGGAAAUUCGAAUUCAUGCAACGAAUGCCCUUCGCAAAUACGCCAUUCGGCCGGUACCAUCAGCCAACGGACAGGGUGGCGUUAGUGACUCGAAAUGGGCCAUUCAGCUUCUGGUAACACAGCUUUACGAUCCCGAGAUUGAGGUUUGUGCUACAGCUGUGAAGAUCUUGGAGAAAGCCUGUAAUCGUAAGACCUACCUGGAGUAUAUUGUUGAAUGCCGGCCAGCUCUGGAUCAUCUGGGAGAAAUCGGAGCACCGCUGCUCUUACGGUUCUUAUCAACAUCCAUCGGAUACCAUUAUCUGGAUGGACUGGAUUACAUCAGCAACGAAAUGGACGACUGGUUCUUGGGACGGAACGAUACAUAUGUCAGGGUCAUAGAGGCAAGCUUGGCCAGAGCGUUCCUCGUUGAUCCCGACGAGCACAAUCCUCGCAUGAGUUUGUUUGAUGAAAGUGAGAUGGAUGGGGACUACCAUGAUAACCAUGUACCACCGCACUUUUAUCGGGAGUUGACCCGUACCCAGGAGGGAUGUAGGCUGCUAAGUGAUAAAGGUCACUUUGAGGAUUUUGCAGCUACGAUUCGUGAGCAUGGCAUGGAUAAGGGAGAUGCGGAAAUACUUACGAAGGUCAAGGGUUGCCUUUGGGCUGUUGGCAACGUUGGGUCCAUGGAACUCGGAGCACCAUUCUUGGAAUCUAACGACGUGGUAGAGCAUAUCAUUCGAAUUGCCGAGACGCAUGAGGUAAUGAGUCUAAGGGGCACUGCAUUCUUCGUUCUUGGUCUGAUUUCUCGCUCUACGCAUGGUCUGGAGAUCCUAUCUGAGCAUGGAUGGGAUGCCAACACAACACCAAUGGGUACCUCGCUUGGAUUCUGCAUUCCCAAUGACCUAUCAAGGUUGCUAUCACUGACAGCGUGGAAACAAAAGACGGUAACGUCGAUCACCCUGCCGUCAAGUCAACGGACAGCCCAGGAGGCACCGCCACCUCGCGCCGCUCGACCACCUCUUGAGCCAGCAGAAAUACCUGCUAUGUUGAGCGAGGCGGAUGUUAACAGAAGAGUCCUGGAGCUCAUCGUGGACCUAGGAAAUAUGGUCCUCUACAAGAAGGCGCUUACUGACCUCCAGAAGCUGCGGGCACACAAACCAAGCGCCUUCAAAAGUACACAGUUCUUCAAGGAAGUGAUGAGCGCAAUGGAAUGGAACCACUACCGGUUAGGGGUGAGAAGGAUGGUUAUAGAUUUGUUUGACAAGAACGUGAUGCGGCAAAUAGUGUUCGACGAGGAGGAGGAUGACGAAGAUGACGACAGUAGCGACGAUAACAGCCAAGAGGAAAGCGAAGAAGAAAGCGGCGAGGGCGAAAAUAGCUCCGGGGAUGACAGGACAGAGAGGCAACGGAGCAUCAGCGAGCCGCCGGCACCGCCACCAGAUCUUACGCCAGCUCCUCUCAGGUUGAGGAGGUGA